UUGAAUAAAUAAUGAGAGGCAUAUUCAGGCUCAUGAGCCUGACUGCCUAUUUGGAAUUUCUAAUGCACUCACUCUUUCCUCCACCAGCUGGAGUUGCGAACACAAAAAGAGAAGCCAUCAAUACCCUCUUCAAGUUCCAGCUUCCCACUCCCCACCCCCACUUCGGUUGCGGAAGUUUUUGCUUCUUGGUUUUUGUCCCAGAUGGACUUUUGCAGUAAAGCAGUGAUGUGAUAAAUCUUCGGCUGAUUCUCAACUUUUCCUGGAAAAAUGAGCCAUUCCCACCAUAUGGUGACGAACUCUGUGGACCACACCAGUACCAUGCCACCUUCUCACCAUCACCCAGCCACUUCAGCCUCCCACCUCCACGGAGGGGGAGACGGCAACAUGAUGAUGAUGAUGCCCAUGACCUUCUACUUUGGCUUUAAGAAUGUGGAACUAUUGUUUUCUGGCCUGGUGAUCAAUACAGCUGGAGAAAUGGCUGGAGCUUUUGUGGGAGUGUUUUUACUAGCAAUGUUCUAUGAAGGACUCAAGAUAGCCCGAGAGAGCCUGCUACGCAAGUCACAAGUCAGCAUCCGCUACAAUUCCAUGCCUGUUCCAGGACCAAAUGGGACCAUUCUUAUGGAGACACAUAAAACUGUUGGGCAGCAGAUGCUGAGCUUUCCUCACCUCCUGCAGACAGUGCUGCAUAUCAUCCAGGUGGUCAUCAGCUACUUCCUCAUGCUCAUCUUCAUGACCUACAAUGGGUACCUCUGCAUUGCUGUAGCAGCAGGGGCCGGCACAGGAUACUUUCUCUUCAGCUGGAAGAAGGCAGUGGUAGUGGACAUCACAGAGCAUUGCCAUUAACGUCCAACUCCAUGGUGCAGCCUUAUCGAUUGCAGUGGGAAGCAGUUCAAGACUGGAAGACAUUAUUCCUGCUCGAAUCUUCCCUUCUUGCUCCUUAACUCCUUACACACACCUUCUCAAUAGAGGUUUAGCUUACAGUCUCUGAGCUAAAGUAGUAACCCCUGACUGUUCUUCCUGCGCUGAGAUUCCCAUUUCUCUUGAGGUGUCUUCUCCUCCACCAUCAUCUUAGAUCCAAGAUAUAUGUUCUUGUCUAAUCCAGGUAGCUAUCUCUUCAGUGACUUGAUCCCCUCCUUUCUUUUUUAGUUUUUUGUUUUUAUUUUUAACAGACAAUCUGAAUUUGGUGGGGUUUUCCUAGGUCAGUGGUGGAAAAGGAUUGACUUCAGCUAGGAUUCAUGGCAGCUGAGGGAAAUUCUUGCCCAACAAAACCCAAAAUCCAAACUUAACACUAAAAAGUAAGUUCUAGUCUUUGGAUUCAAUGAGUGGGAAAUACGUUGUGCCUUUCCCUAGGUGUGAUGUGUUGCACCAAAACCUUAGUAGUGCACAGAGGGUGGUUUGAGACUACAAGUCUAGAGCUUACAGAAGUGUGCAUUUUGGGGUGGCUGACUCAUCCAUGGUGUUCCCACUUAGCAUUUUGAUUAGAAUGAACUUGCCAAUAAAAAAAAAAAAAGAUAGGACAAUCAAGUUGAGAAAAUAGACAUAAGUAUUUUAAAAUAAAACCAUUGACAUUUUACUUUAACUUGGUGCCUUGGUUUGUCACAACUGAAUGAAGCAAAAAAGUUUGAAUCAUUAUCUACCAUUGUUUUUUAUGUCUGCCUCUAAACCAGUGGUUUUCAAACUUUAGCAGGCAUUAGAAUCACCUCAAGGGCUUGCUAAAAACACUAGUUGCUGGGCCUCAACCUAGAGCAGUGAUGGCGAACCUAUGACACGCGUGUCUGAGGUGACAAGCAAACUCAUUUUUUUUUUU
Messenger RNA from Myotis myotis, 1807 nucleotides. RefSeq names its product solute carrier family 31 member 1 (gene SLC31A1). The record is from RefSeq and is a predicted model, not a curated record. Gene Ontology annotation, molecular function: copper ion transmembrane transporter activity. Gene Ontology annotation, cellular component: membrane. Gene Ontology annotation, biological process: copper ion transmembrane transport. Bases 268 to 843 code for a protein of 191 amino acids. NCBI's taxonomy places the organism in Eukaryota, Metazoa, Chordata, Mammalia, Chiroptera, Vespertilionidae. The transcript is spliced from 5 exons.